UAAUUCUGUGAAUUAUGGAGAAAAAUAAUUUAAAAAAUAAUUUGGUAAUUGUGAUAGUUGACAUCCAAUUAAAAUAUAAAUUCUAAUUAUUUAUGAAAUGACAUUUUUAUCCUUAACCAAAAGAAUUAAAGUAACACAAAAAAAUUAGAAUUUAUUUGUAAGGUUCUUUAAUGGAUUAAAAAAAACAAAAAUAGAUAGUAAGAGAAAAAAUCUCACAAAUCAAAAUAUAAUGAGAGAUUUGAUGUCUAUAGAUUUUAUGAAUUUGAAAUUUCUGAAACUAAAAUUCGUAAUACAAAAGGUAGCAAAAAAAAACAUUAUUUUAUGUAAAAACUAUGGAUUGAAUGAAUUUAUGGUACAAAUCUUUUUCUCCAAAUGAGUCCUUAAUGUAUUUCUCGUAUUUGGGUGUUUGAUAAAUAAAUAUUAAAUAUAGAAACAUGAAUUUCAAAAUAUAAUCAAAGUAGUGUAUAUGAUUAAUAUGUUGUUAAACAAAUAAGAGGUUUGAAGUUAAAAUUUUAUCUCAUGUAAGUUUUAUUAUCUUAUGGUGAAAUUAAACUUCAUUUUUUUAUCUUACUUCAACUUUUCUCAUUUAAUAAAAAUAGGUUUUAUUUUUAUUUGAUUUUAUUUCCCUGGUAUUGAUUUUGUAAUUUUAAAUCAACUCUCGCAGUUGAAAUUAGAGAAUAAUUAUAAUCAAACAUUAAUUAUAUAUUAUUUUGCAAAAUGAAAGCAAUUGUAUUUGGUAAAUGGACUCAUCUUAUUAGUUAAUCCCUAGCAUGGAGAAACACGUACAAGGAGGAAAGGAAAGAGAAAAAACAGGGAGAUGGAGUUAGGUACCUAUUAGGAGGGCGUUGGAGGUGUGGGUCAUAUUCUUAUUCUCCUUCCCUGUCUUUCCCUUGUUGAGUGCAGAUUCAUCCCAAAGGGUGAACCCACUUCCGGUUCCGGUGUAACAAGUAGAAUUGGAAGUCUCAUCGUUUGUGUCGACAACAGUGGUAGUGGUUUGAGGGGGUUGGGGAUUCAAAUAUGAAACAUGGUUGAUUGUGUACGUCCCAAUACCUCCAGGAAGUGUAUGUUCCACGGAAGUUGCUUGCUCGCCCUCGCCCUCGCCCUCGCCUUCUUCCUUGGCUACAGCGGCGCAAGGUGGACCACCGCCUCCCCGUUCUAGUGGUUGAAGAAAAUCGUGAGUCUUGAGGUAGCCACCUACUCAAGCAUCAAGGGAACACAAACAUAUGAAUAAUUAAAUAUUAUUCAUGUUAACUAGUCAGUCUAACUCGGGCUCUACCUAUGUAAAUGUGAAACGAGCAAGGAUGGCCUGGCCGUGUUUAGCAUGCAUGCACAACAAUCAGUCAUCAAAGAGAGUGAGUGAGUAGAGUAUAUCACUGGUUUUGGCUUCCCCCGACAAGGACAACCCUUUUUCUUUGGUUUUCAUUCCCGGUGAAAGCUUGGUUACCGGGAUCCAGGCUAGAGAUGCAAAAAUAUCUGUAACCGUGGAUAUCCGUCCGAAUUCGAUCUAAUCAGUUAGGGUAAAAGUCGAACCUGAAGGACAUUUAGCGGGUAUGAGUAAAACCCGAACCUGAAUAUUGCGGGUAAUGGGUGGGCAUGGAUUUCUCACUAUCCAGCCCGAACCUACCCGAUUAUACACAUGGACAUGUAUUUUGUCUAGAAAUAAUCAUUAUUUUCUCUAACAUAUUUUAUACUUAGCAUAUAUAUAUAUAUAUAUAUAUAAUAUUUUCAUGAAAUUUUGUCGUUUUAAUUAAUUUUAUUUAUUCUGGUGAAGUAUUGUUGUACUUUUCCUCUUAGGUAAUGUGAGAAUAUGUAUGAAUGUUAACAUAUUGGUAAGAGUUAUGAAGAGAAAUUAUUACCCAUGGAUAACCGUGGAUAUCCAAAACCCAAACGGGUUUCGGCAUGGUUUUGAUUUUUUACUCAUUUCACAUGUGGGUAUGGGUAUGGUUAAAACCCGAACUAAUUUGGAUAGGGUAAUUGAUAUGCACUAUCCGCCGCCGACCCGACCCAUUGACAUCCCUAAUCCAUGCAGUUGCAAUGGAAAUCAAAGCAUAAUUAUUCCUACCCUCCCUAUCUAAUUAAUAUGAUGAACCGUAACCCACGAUUCAAGGGUUUUGCUUGUAAUUCACAAGCGAGAGAAAGACUUGGUGUCUAUAAACCUUUGAUUUAUUUGAUUGAUACGUAGCUAAUAUCAAAUGUACUUAUUUACAGGCUUAGAAAAGCCUAUUACUUAACCUAACUCUAACCGAAAUCCUUCUCCUACUCGGCUACUCCAACCCCAAAUUCAAAGAAAACUUACAACGAAACACCCACGCCCAAAAAUAAAAAACCCAAACCGAAAAUACUAUCAUCAUAAUGUUAGAAGUGUAGGUACCAAUUUGUAAUUGUACAUAUAAGUGACGUGAGCUGGGAUUAGGGUUGUAGGUUGGCCGAGUAUAUAUAUAUGUUGUGAUGGCUAACCUACGAAAGAAAACACAGAAAAUAAAGAUCGAUCUCUGCCUUGUGCCGUGGACUAGUCUUGACGAUACUCGUCAAGGAAACCACGUAAAUCCGUGUCUCUUCUCUCUCGUAUUCGUGUGUUCGUAUAAUUAUCAUGGUAUCAGAGCCUCAGGAUUCUUGAUUACGCCUGAAGUUUUGGGUUUCGUGGAUUUGUGCGUCUGUUCUGCUAUUCGUGUGUCUGUUUGGGGUUUAUACAGCGGCUGUCCCUUGUUCAGCGUACCUGGAAAUUUUGGGUGUGUUGCUUCUCGGUUGUAUUGUUUUUGGGAUUGAUUCUUGAGGUUGGGUGCUGUGCGAUCUUUUGUUCAUUGUGAAGGGGCUGUGUGCUUUUGUUCGGAGGUCAUGGAAGGAUUUAAAUCUGAUGUUGUAGGGGUUCGCUUUAACGGCAAGAAUUAUGCACUAUGGGAGUUCCAAUUCAGGCUCCAUGUGCAAGGGCGCCGAUUGUUUUCGUUUCUGGACGGGACUGCUCUCCCACCCGCGGCUGAUGCCGCUGCUAAGGAACGGGACGAUUGGGCCGCCAACAAUGCUACGGUGAUGUCUCUGCUGUUGGGAUCGAUGGAGCCUGGAAUUGCUCUUAGCUUACGCGGUCUGCCUACGGCGGCAGCGAUAUGGAAGCAUAUGGCCGAUCUGUACUCGAAGGCGAGCGCCUCUCGCAAAUAUGAUAUCGAAGUUGAUAUGGCGGCGCUGAAACAAGGAGAGCUGGAUAUUAGUUCAUAUUAUCAGGAGGCAAUGACGUUGUGGACGGAGCAUGACCUGAUCAUGAGCUCUCUUGUUCCAGCGGCGGCGACGUCGGAUGUUCUCAAAGAGAGGGCUGGCUCGCGCGUUAUGCAUUUCCUAAUGAAUCUUCGGGCUGAGUUCGAGGGGAUUAGGGCUUCACUACGGCAUCGUGAUCUAUCUACCAUUGAGGAUGUUUUACCUGAGCUUCUUCGCGAGGAGACUAGGUUAAAGAGUCAAGCUAAGCUUGACAUUCAUGCUUCCGAUCCUGGCGCGGCAUUUGCGGUGCGUCAAGGUCGUCCACAGUUCGCUCGCACUCCAUCAGGCGUGAUCAUAUGUCACUUUUGUAAAGAGCCGGGUCACAUUCAAUUUCACUGCAAGAAAAGGAACAAUUGCAACUAUUGCAAACUUGAUGGCCAUCUCAUCGCCGACUGCCCAACAUUGGCGCAGCGGGGUCGUCAUCGCAAUGCUGCCGGGAAUUCUCGUUAUCGUGGUAGCUCGCGUCCCCGACCUGCUGGUGGCGCCUAUGCAACUACUGUUGCUGAAGCUUCCUCGCCUGGCAUGUCCCCAGAAGAUGUUCAGAAGCUUGUUCAAGAGGCGUUGAAGGAGGCCUUCGCAUCGGGUAUGCAUUCUUCCUUUUCUAGUACUUGGCAUUUAGACUCAGCAGCUUAUAACCAUAUGACCAGUGAUCGUCGUCUAUUUGCCGAGCUUAGUUCCUCUACUCCGGCCCUUGAUUUACAAGCUGCUGAUGGGUCUCGUAUGCACAUUAAUGGGUCUGGUCGUGUGGUUCAGCCCCAUAUCUCUCUCCCUAAUACAUUAUACGUUCCUAAGCUCGUUCCCAACCUAGUCUCGGUCGGUCAAUUAGCUGAAGACGGGUGCCGUGUUAUGUUUGAUGAGGCUGGCUGUGUUGUGCAGGACAAGAAAACGGGAGUGGAGAUCGGGCGGGGGAGUAAGAAGGGUCGGGUUUAUCUGUUGGACAGCAUCUCGAAGAUAGGAGGGGAGGCCGAGGGCUGCUCUGGGCAAGCGACCGAAGUUAGCAUGAAGAGUUUAGUUGAUGCGUCUGGCAGUAGUAAUAUUAUUUCAUGUUCUGGUUUUUCAGCGGAAUUAUCAAACUGGGAUUUGUGGCAUUUUAGACUGGGUCAUCCCCAUUCAGCAAGACUUCGUACUAUGUUUGAUAAUCAUUGGUUGUCGGGAUCUAUUUCUGGGAAUAAUUCACAUGAGUGUGUUCAUUGUUUACAAGCUAAGAUUUCGCAGAAGUCGUUUACUGCUAGUGAUACGAUAUAUGCUGAACCUUUUGAGUUAGUUCACACUGAUUUGUGGGGGCCGUCACCAGUGACAUCGCGACUGGGUUUUCGUUAUUUUGCAUUGUUUGUUGAUCAAGCUACCCGGUUUACCUGGGUGUACUUCUUACGGCAGAAGUCAGAACUAUUGACAGUAGCUCGAGAAUUUGUGCAGAUGGUGUCUACUCAAUUUGGUAAGGUGAUUAAGAUCUUGCGCUCAGAUCCGGGAGGUGAAUUUUCUUCACAUUCACUCAUGGCCCUAUUCAGAGAACGUGGCAUACUACAACAACUAUCGUGUCCUGGAGUCUCUCAGCAGAACGGACUGGUCGAACGGAAGCAUCGUCACGUUCUUGAGCUUACCCGAGCGAUAUUAAUUCAUUCACAGGUACCAUCAGGAUUUUGGGUCGAGGCAGUUCAUACGGUGGUCUAUCUCAUUAAUAGACAAAUCACCACGACUCUCCCGCAACGAAGUCCGUAUCAAGCUCUUUAUUCCCGUCUACCUAAUUAUGGAUGGUUGCGUGUGUUUGGGUGCAUAUGCUAUGUGUUGGUAUCUCGGCGGGAGCGAACUAAGCUCACUCCUAAAGCAGUUAAAUGUGUGUUUAUCGGUUAUAGCGAUAAGCACAAAGGCUACGUCUGCUAUGAUGUUGCCAAAAGACGAGUCCGAAUAUCAUGUCAUGUUAAGUUCCUAGAGCAUCAAUCAUAUUAUGGGACGUCGAACACCUACCCAACCGGUUCGGAGCUUGACUUCUUGGCUGAUACUUGGCCUCUUGAUAUAGAGAAUGUAUCGGCAGACCCUCCAAAUGACCCAGGUGAUGAUGACCAUGGCCAAGAUUCACCCCUUUCCGCCGCCUCAGACUCUUCACCCAGCACACACUCGUUCGUUUCUUCCUCGGCGGAUGAUGUGUCCUCUACCUCGUCACAUUCGCCAACUACCUCAGCAACAUCAUCUUCGUCCUCUUCUUCCGGGUCAGCGUCCUCACCAAUUCCCUUUGAGCUGGCCGAACAAGUUGAGGAGCCCAUUCUUCGCCGCUCUACCCGUGUUACCAGAGGUAAACCACCGGCCCGUCACAAUGAUUUUCUAGCCUAUUCCACAUCCUCCAUACAUGUGCCAGCAACAUACAAACAAGCUAAAGGAGUUGAGCGGUGGGAGAAGGCCAUGGACGUCGAGAAAGAUGCUCUUGAAGCGUCACGUACGUGGGAUCUAGUGGAGCGCAAACCUGGUAUGUCAGUUAUCGGUUGCAAGUGGGUAUACACUCUUAAGAUGUUGCCCGAAGGUACUGUGGAACGAGAAGAGGCAAGGUUAGUGGCUCAAGGGUUUCGACAAGAGUACAGGGUUGAUUAUGAAGAAACCUUUGCACCAGUAGCAAAGAUGCAGACGGUCCGAAGUCUAUUGGCGGUGGCAGCAAUGAAGAAAUGGCGGUUAUUGCAGUUAGACGUGAAAAAUGCAUUCUUACAUGGCGAUUUAAAGGAAACCAUCUACAUGGAACGUCCACCGGGCUAUACACGGGGUGACAAUACUAUGGUUUGUCGUCUACGUCGCUCAUUGUACGGGCUUAAACAAGCUCCCAGGGCAUGGUUUGAGAAGUUUCAUGCCACCAUUGUUCAAGCUGGUCUUGUACAGAGUGAGAAUGAUCUGUCACUCUUUCUUCAGUCCACUAGUAGAGGUCUUACGGUACUUCUGAUCUAUGUAGACGACAUGGUGGUGACUGGUGAUGAUAGUGUUGGUAUUGACGACUUGUUACUGGUUCUGCGCUCGGCUUUUAAUCUCAAGGAACUUGGGGAUCUCUCUUACUUCCUUGGACUGGAAAUUCAUCGUUCUCCUGAAGGCCUUCAUGUUGGUCAACGAAAGUACAUUGUAGACUUACUUGAGGAAGCUGAAAUGGAUGAUUGUCUCGCCUGUAAUACUCCCAUGGAGCAGAAUCUUAAACUACGGCAGUUGGAGGGUGAAUUACUACCGGAUGGCUCACUAUAUCGGAGUAUUGUGGGGAGUCUCAUUUAUCUGACACAUACUAGACCUAAUAUAUCGUAUCCUGUACAGAUUGUGAGUCAAUUCAUGUCAGCUCCACGCAAGCCUCACUGGAUGGCUGUUCAGAGAAUUUUGAGAUAUCUGCGAGGUACCCAGGAGGUCGGACUGUUAUUCCCAACUGAAGGGAAGCCAAUUCUUGAAGCUUAUUCAGACGCUGACUAUGCAGGUUGCCAAGACACUCGUCGGUCUACCUCUGGGUGGUGCAUAAAGAUCGGUAAUUCCUUUAUCUCUUGGAGGUGUAAGAAACAGGAUCGAGUAUCCAAGUCAUCUACUGAAGCUGAAUACCGUUCCAUGAGCGAAGUGUCCUUUGAAAUUGUUUGGCUGCGCAGGUUAUUGGCAGAGCUCGGAGUUAUUUGUCAGGGUCCAGUUCGACUGUUUGUUGACAAUACGAGUGCAAUUCGUAUUGCAACUAACCCAGUGCUACACGACAGGACAAAGCAUAUUGAAGUGCACGUUCAUUAUAUUCGUCAGCUUGUAGCUGAAGGCAUUGUGGAUCUUACCUACGUCACGUCCGAAGACCAGACUGCUGAUCUUCUGACUAAGGCUGUGUCUACUCCUCGUCACUGGUUCCUAGCACACAAAUUGAUGUUGCGACAGCUACAUCAAUUUGAGGGAGGGUGUUAGAAGUGUAGGUACCAAUUUGUAAUUGUACAUAUAAGUGACGUGAGCUGGGAUUAGGGUUGUAGGUUGGCCGAGUAUAUAUAUAUGUUGUGAUGGCUAACCUACGAAAGAAAACACAGAAAAUAAAGAUCGAUCUCUGCCUUGUGCCGUGGACUAGUCUUGACGAUACUCGUCAAGGAAACCACGUAAAUCCGUGUCUCUUCUCUCUCGUACUCGUGUGUUCGUAUAAUUAUCACAUAAUACGACCACAACCAUCAUGGUAAGGCAUUCUGUUUAAAGUUAAUCCCUCUUUUUUUUUUUUUUUAUCUUUUCCUAGUUUCCAAGAUAGAUAUAGCUGAUCAACACCUAGCCUAGCUAGUUGCAUGAGAGUCUGAGUUACAGCUAUAAAAAAAAUGUAUAUAU
Molecule: messenger RNA, 7536 nt
Organism: Linum trigynum
Lineage: Eukaryota; Viridiplantae; Streptophyta; Magnoliopsida; Malpighiales; Linaceae
Source: the annotation of a GenBank genome assembly